Anopheles bellator is the source of this 5607-nucleotide messenger RNA. Its product is annotated as cadherin-23-like. Bases 1 to 5127 code for a protein of 1708 amino acids. Lineage: Eukaryota; Metazoa; Arthropoda; Insecta; Diptera; Culicidae. The record is from RefSeq and is a predicted model, not a curated record. Gene Ontology annotation, biological process: homophilic cell-cell adhesion. The transcript has 19 exons. Gene Ontology annotation, cellular component: plasma membrane. Gene Ontology annotation, molecular function: calcium ion binding.
AUGUGUGGAGUGCCACGGCUAGUGUGGGCUGAUGACUGGAGUGAGCCACGGUUUGUUUCCGGAAAUGAGCAAAACAUUUCGCUCAGUGCUUACAACGCUAGCCUCACGCAACAGAAUGUGUGGAUGGUGGAAGAAAUGCCCACACCGUACAUUAUGCUGUACCUGAACUACAAGGGUCCAAAUGAGCCGCUCAUUAUCUCCGCCCCAAGUAGUCUCGGUGCGAGCAUGGUGAAAGCUACCGAUGGCCGUUGGUGCAUCAGAAUCAGCAGGCGACAGGAUUAUGAAGUGCAGGAACAGCGUUCUCCAUUGAUAUUGGUUUCCGUGGAAAGCGCUAGUAAUCCCUAUGUUAUUCCCGUACAGUUGGUCAAUGUUCUGGAUAAUGCGCCGGUAAUGACGAGCGAAAAUUAUUGCGAAAUCAACGAAUUGCAGGAGAGUUUCACGUCGGAAUGUUUGUAUAAUGUGUACCACGCCGAUGGGUUCGAAAGGGGUAAUAUUCUCAAUUCUAGUACGAAUGAGAUCACGUUGGAAAUCGAAGACGCCAACGCCAGAGAUCACUUUGAGUUUGUGCAAGCUGAGGAUAUGAGACCGGAAGAUCCUAUUCACAAUAUUCUGUACUUUCUGAGGGUAAACAAAAAGUUGGACUAUGCAGAGAAAUCGUUGUUCAACUUCGUUACCAACGUUUACGAUCUGGAUCGGACACAUUCGUUUAAAAUAAACACCAUUGUCAAGGUUCGCAAUGUGGACAGUCGUAAUCCCACUUUCAUACGACCGUUCACCACCCAACGGAUAAUGGAAAAGGAAGAGUAUCGUACUACCGUAAUCGCUAUUGACAGUGAUACGGAACUUAACAAUCCAAUAUGCUACAGGUUGCUGACCGCGAACUCUGAAUAUCAAAAAUAUUUUGCUAUUGGAGAAAAUAGCGGUGAGUUGACCGUCCAUCCAAUUGACCGAGAUAGUGAGCAGAAUGAGCUUUAUCCAUUCACGAUCACAGCCUACAAGUGCCAUAACCCUAGCAAUGAAACUAGUAUUGAGGGAGCUAUAAUUCUCGAGGACAAAAAUGAUUGUUAUCCGGAGUUUGAUGUCAAACCGCAUGAGCUGCAGUUUUGGGAAAACACUAUAAUGGAGCUCGCCUUUGAACGGUUUAUCGUUGAAGACCGUGAUCUUGGCGAGCACGCCCGUUACACGGUGCAUCUAUCGGAAACGGUAGAGGGGAGCACACAGGAAACAGAGUCCUUCGCCAUCAUCCCGUCUAACGGUUACCAAAAGACGGCAUUUACGAUUAACGUAAACAACGCGGCAAAGCUUGACUUUGAAGUUCCCGAACGCCAAACCUUUCAACUGCAUGUAACAGCACGAGAACCGAUCGAGCCAUCACACGAGCGCCUGCAGACGAUCACCGUGCGACUGCAAAACUGGAACGACGAGGUACCGAAGUUCAACCAAGAAGAGUAUCAGAUCAGCGUGCUUGAAACUAUCGGAGAAAACCAUCUGCUGGCAACGAUUUCGGUAACGGAUCGUGACAUUGACGAUGGAAUCAGCUUAGCAGCACUGGGACGAAUUGCCGAGAGCCUGGACAUAGUGGCGCUUCCGGUUGGCAUGGACUCGGGUAUACCGAGCUAUGGCUUUGAGAUCAAAACAAAGGUGGCAAACAUUUUCGACUAUGAUAUCGCCAAAGAGGUUAUCGUUCAACUGCUUGCCGAAGACAAGCUGCAAACAGACCGACGCGAGCCACUUCAUCAGAUAUUUUCUCAGCUGUCCGUAAAUGUGAUCGAUGUGAACAAUAAGCCACCGCAAAUAACUUUGCCCCGCGGAACGUUGCACAUACCGGAGAAUUCCGUCGCCGAGACGGUCGUAAUCAUCGGCGAAGCCGAAGCGGGAGAGAUCAUUGGAACCGAUCCUGAUACCGAGGCAGAUCUGAUGUUCAGCAUCGAUUGGAGUAGCAGCUACGGCUCGAAGAGUGGUGUUCGCGCGAAGGCUGAAAUGUACCAAAACUGUUUUUACAUUGAUGAGCAACGCGUGAAUCGUCAGCGUACCAUUGGAACGUUACGCGUUAACCCGGAUUUCAGCUUUGACGUUGACUACGAGAUGUACGACACGUUAUUUCUCAUGAUUCGUCUCGUAGAUCGUAACCAAACCAUCAUGCCCAACGAGGCAGUAGCAAUGAUUACGGUACAGAUUGACGAUGAAAAUGAUAACGCACCAGAGUUUGACAAAGAUACUCUCACAGCGGUCCGAACGGUGAAGGAACGUUCCGAUGCUGGCGUCACGAUAGGAAAUAUAAUUGCAUACGAUAUCGAUGGACCUGGCAAUAACGAAAUGACGUUCUCGAUGACACCCAUGAACUCCGACCACCAGGGAUGGAUGAGCAUAGAUCAGAACGGAAUCAUUCGAGUAGAAGGAAACCGAACCAUCGACUGUGACACUCCUCCGAUUGAGGUGGUUUUGCAAAACGUAUCAGUCGCGGACUGGAAAUGGACCACCAGUCACGUGUUCACGAUCGUGCUGAUGGAUACGAACAAUAAGCUCCCGUAUCACGACCCCUUUCCCGACGAGGGCCGUGUGUACAAAUUCGAGAAAAUGAAGUCCAAAAGCACGGUGGCGGUCAUUGAGGGCAACGAUCAGGACCGAGACACGGCUUAUCACACCGUAUCGUACGAGAUCAAUUAUAAGGAUUUUCCGCAGCUGCAACGAUACUUUGAAGUUGACAGUAGUGGUAACGUGUACGUGAAGGAUAACAAUGAACCGCUCGAUAGGGAUGCCGGAUUGGAGAGCAUUAUGAUAAACAUUUUGAUGGUCGACAAUGCCGGAGGCUACGACACUCAAAAUCGUGUUUCUACAAACAUUUAUCUGACCUUGCUUGAUAUAAAUGAUCAUUACCCGGAGCUGCCGGACCUAGCUGCUGAGAGCUCCGAGGUUUCCGAAGAUGCCAAGGAAGGGCACAUAAUAAAGGCAGAUUUGGCAGCUAUCGAUUUGGACGAUAGGUUGACGCCGAAUGCAAAAAUCAAUUAUCAUAUACGAAAAGUGACCCCUGGAGUCGGAACAUCGCUUUUUUCGUUAGAAAACGACAACGAAUACAAUGCCACACUCAAAGCAGCAACCGACUUGAAGGGAUAUUAUGGCAACUGGACUCUCAAAAUCGAGGCAUGUGAUCGAGGCAGCGAAUAUGAACCAAUUAUUAAACUCCCUGAACCUGCCCAAGACAACUGUAGAACUCGGGAUUACGCACUGGUCAUAAAUCCGUACAACUAUCAGGCACCGACCAUCGCGUUCCCAUCGCGCAACACUCAACUACGCCUAAAGUAUGAGUCUCUGUACAACGGUCGUCCGCUAAACGACACCAACGGUUCACUUCUUGGUGACUUCACGGCCAUCGAUAACGAUGGAGGCAUAUUCGGCGAUGUCACCUUUACGCUGAAAAGCACCGACGAUGGUGGUAAGGACCACGAAGUGUUUCGGGUUGAUAAAAUUGAUCGUAAAACCGGUCAGCUCGUCCUGGAAAACGCGUUGGCAGUGCAGCCAUACCCGAAAGACUACAGCAUUACGGUUGUAGCCACCGAUGGCGGUGACAAGCAAACCGAAGCGCCUAUUAAUAUUGUCUUUAUUGACAUGACUGGCGAACCGGCCUUCUUGGAACCGAGCUUCGAUACCGAUUUUACAGAAAACGAGGAAGGACGAGAUGAACGCCGCCAAUUACCAUUUGCCGAAGACCCGAAAAAUGCUGGCCUGCCCCCGGGCGUUCAGACGAAUGUGUUCUACUACAUUGACAAAACGUUCGGAAAUGCGAGCCAUCUGUUCGAGCUAGACUCCGUGAGCAACGUGUUGCGUUUGGCCGUCUUGCUGGACCGGGAAGACAUACCUAACCACGAGAUACGCGUCGUUGCGACGAACAACGAAAACGGUCCACCGCUGCCAAUAGUGGAAUCGUCAACAGCUUUGCUAGUGGUCCGCAUCAGAGUGAACGAUGUCAACGACAAUCCGCCUGUAUUCCAGCAGCGCUUCUACGCCGCCGGAAUCACGACUAACGAUCGGGUUCAGAAACCACUGUUCCGCGUGUUCGCCGAAGACCCAGACGAGGACGAAAUCAUCCGCUACGAGAUAGUGGUCGGUUCGGUUGAAACGGUUGGGGAAAAUCUUCAAACGGACACCCUGCCCUUCCGGCUCGAUCCUGGUAGUGGUGAGUUGACGCUGCAACAGAAAGUUCAGCCAUCUCAGAAAGGCUACUACCAGUUCACGAUCAUCGCGUUCGACAGGGACGAUACGCACAACGAUACGGUUUCGGCGAAAAUUUAUAUAGUAUCCGAGUCGAACCGUGUAACGUUCGUGUUUCUUAACAGUGUGGACGAGAUAGACCACCCGGACACUCGUGAUUUCCUUUCCCAGCAGCUGUCCGCCUCGUACGAUAUGGAAUGCAAUAUAGACGAUAUCGACCAGGCGGUAGAAGAGCGCCAAGCAACGAUAAGCAGUGAGACGGAUGUGCGAACACAUUUCAUCCUGAACAAUCAGGCCGUGGAGGCGAGCACUAUACAGCGGAAAUCGUCCAACCGGACCUUUGUGACCGAGCUAAAGACGGCCCUAAGGUCGCGAAACUUGUCCCUCCAGAACGUCCCGACACCGGAAGAACCGCUGAGCGAAGUAGACGAAACACUGCAGGUCAUUCUGAUUGUGGUUGCCGGAGCGCUGGCAGUUUUGUGUGUGAUUCUGGUCGUGGCGUUCUUCGUUAAAAUCCGCAGCCUGAACCGGCAGCUCAAGGCACUGUCCGCGACAGACUUUGGUUCGAUCUCGUCCGAUCGGCAGGGUAAACCAGUGCGCAACGUGCCAACCACCAACAUAUUCUCCGUCGAAGGCUCGAACCCUGUGCUGAACGAUAACGAAUUCGGACGCAGUCGAGGGGCCUUUUACGACGAUCUGAGUAUACAAUCAGAGGAAUCUGAUUUUAUGGACAUGGAUAAGGAUAUGUUCGCUACGAAGAAAAAGGAAGGUUUGAGUCCCGCUUUCCUGGAACACAUUCGCCAGCGGUCGCUAAAUCCUUUGGUUAACACCACAGCCUCUACAAGUCUCGACUCUGCAUCGACAGCAGUUCAUCAGAAAAUCGAUGAAACCGAGGAUGAGUUAUCACAUCGGUUUUGAUUCGAAAAAAGGAGAGAGAGAAAAGAAAGCUGAUUCGCAAUGCGGAUACUAGGCAGCGAGAAUGGACAAGCCCAUCCUAUCCCGACCUGUGUAUAUAAUUUUUUAUUAGACGGACGAACUGAAGCGAAGGGUUAACGGAAAUUGGGAUUUUAUUAAAAUGUCAUCGCUUGACCUUGUCAGAAACAGCCUUCAGGUUUAUUCUGUUACGUCACGGCAGGAGAAGAGAAGACCGUCCGAAAAAUAGUAUUUGGAAGGUUCCACAUUUUGAAAGGAUUUUGAUAAAAAAAAAUUCAGUCGCGAGUCGGGCUGUCCUUCGGAAGAACAACACCAUCUGUGGUCAAGUUUCUAAAUAAGAUACAGCAUGAAAAUCUUCGCUCCUGGUGCGGCCGGUGAGCGUUAAUCGUUUUUGGUUCUGUCUUUUAUGAUUUCUUGCUUUAUUUACCAUCUCAACCCUUCAUCGAAUCCACGGCUGUCGGGAGU